AUGGAUGCCGACAAUCUCCAAAACAAUUCUCUUCCGGCACAGAAUCCUCCACCUACCCGCCUCACCUCUCGAGCGGCACGCAGCAAUCGCCAUAGAAAUCAGCAGCUCAGCCUUCUUCCUCUGCGGGUAUACUCGGCGAUCUACCCCGAAUUCGCAGCGAAGCGCAUCUCACAGUUCGGCAUUUACUCUGCCAUCGGAGGCACCAUUUGGCAUGGUGUCAAAGGUUUCCGCAAUUCUCCCUACGGCGAACGACGUAUCGGCGCCAUCACGGCUAUAAAGAUGCGCGCACCUGUUCUUGGCGGCAACUUUGGUGUCUGGGGUGGCCUCUUUUCGACAUACGACUGCGCCAUCAAGGGCAUUCGCAAGAAGGAGGAUCCGUACAACGCCAUUAUUGCUGGUUUCUUUGUCGGUGGCUCUCUUGCUUUUCGCGGUGGCUUCAAGGCAGCUCGCAACAAUGCCAUUGGCUGUGCAGUCCUGCUUGCUGUCAUUGAGGGUGUUGGCAUUGCCUUUUCCAAGAUGUUGUCGGGUGGAACGAAACUGGAGAUGCCGCAGCCCCCGCCUAGCAUGGAGAAGGCUAGCUUGUAA
This is a messenger RNA of Metarhizium acridum CQMa 102, 585 nucleotides long. The record is from RefSeq and is a predicted model, not a curated record. Lineage: Eukaryota; Fungi; Ascomycota; Sordariomycetes; Hypocreales; Clavicipitaceae.